Saccostrea echinata is the source of this 2113-nucleotide messenger RNA. Its product is annotated as protein mono-ADP-ribosyltransferase PARP15-like. The transcript is spliced from 10 exons. The record is from RefSeq and is a predicted model, not a curated record. The coding region runs from base 1 to 2031 and encodes 676 amino acids. Lineage: Eukaryota; Metazoa; Mollusca; Bivalvia; Ostreida; Ostreidae. Gene Ontology annotation, molecular function: NAD+ poly-ADP-ribosyltransferase activity; transcription corepressor activity. Gene Ontology annotation, biological process: negative regulation of gene expression. Gene Ontology annotation, cellular component: cytoplasm; nucleus.
AUGGCUACAGACGGUGGUUACAACUUUGUUACUAUAGAAAAUCUCAGAGUCCGCAUUAUCAAGGGAAACCUUUGUGACCAACAGGCAGAUGUGUUAGUGUGUAGUGGACCAAAAGACUUGCAACUCAGCAAUGGAGGAUUGUCUAAAGCUUUGUUGAGAGUAGCUGGACGAGAAAUGCAAGAUGAAUUGAACCAGAAUUAUUAUAAUGGCGUUGAAUACGGAGAUAUUGCAGUCAGUGAAGGUCAUAAGCUUCAAUGCAAAUUUGUGUACCACGGGGCCCUACCAAAAUGGGGAACCAGUCAACCAGAUCCGUGUUCAACAUUAGAGAAAUUUAUGAUGAAGUGUCUGGAAACAGCAAACAUUCAUUGUAGAAGUUCCAUUGCUUUUCCAACGCUUGGAGUUGGGUUUUUACAUUAUCCUAGUGAUCAAACAGCAAAAUUGAUGAUAAAAGCAAUACGAGACUUUAGUUCCAAACAAUCUUCUAUGAAUAUCAAAACAAUUAUCAUUGUAGUGUAUAGUGGAAGUAAUGACUGGUCCAGUGUUAAGAAUGUAUUUAUGAACGAAUUAAGAAGAGGAAGGGGAUAUCUUGGGGCCCAAGUUGCCAUAGCUCGGAGCUCUGUUUCCCGACAUUCAUGUUCUGGUCAAGUUGGAGGUAUCCCUGUCAGAGUGUUGGUUGGGAGUAUAGUUGAAGAAAGGGUUGAUGUCAUUGUCAACAGUGUUGCUCACAAUCUUGAGAUGACGCAAGGGGCAGCCGCUGCCAUAUUGGCGGCAGCUGGGCAUGGACUAGAGACUGAGCUUUCUCAAAAUUAUCCCAACGGAAUUAAUCAUGGGGACAUCGCUGUAUCAGAUGGUCACAAUCUGAAGUGCGACAAAGUGUAUCAUGGUGUUCUACUACCAUGGUACUCGAAACGUUCUGAGUAUUCCAAACUUCCUCAUGAGGUGUUAGAGGAUUUCGUCUUUGCUUGUCUGCAGAUGGCAAAUAUUCAUGGUUACAGUUCUGUUGCCAUUCCAGCCUUAGGUACGGGGUUUCAUAAAUUUCCUAUAGAUGUGGCUGUUGCAUGCAUUGCUUCUGGUAUAGAAAAGUUCUCAAACCAAGGACAGCAGCAUAACAUUACAGAUUUACGGAUAGUGUUGUAUGAAGGAAAUAGUGAUCUGCCUGUACUGGAAUCAGCAUUUCAGAACAAAAUAAAACGGAGAAAAUCUUCAGCGUCAGUUGGAUUCAGAAACAUACAGACAGUUCCACGAAGAGGCACAAUGGAGUACCUAGAAUAUAAAUAUAAAGAAACACUUAGAACACCCUCCUACUGGACCAAAUUUACAUCGACUCAAGAAUUAAAGGAUUGGAAUUUGCAAGAUAAAUCAAAAUCAUUUCAUUUAGAAAAUGUUGACCAGAUAACAUACGACUCCAUAGCAAAUGCUUUGAAAAAGUCUUUGCCUAACGCAAAGGAUAUAAGUAUCCAGAGACUUGAAAAUGCUGAAUUGUUUCUUAAUUAUGGAGAAGAGUGUCAUAGGUUAUUCCGUAAGGCAAAGAAAGAAAAUUUCCCAACACUGGACAAAAUUCCAUCGUUCUUGAGUCCUGUACAAAUAAUGCAUGCACUGGAUCCGUCUAUGACAAAAGAAAUUCAUUCCGAAAUCAACGAAUAUUAUUUUUUUCACGGUACAAAGGCCGUGAAUGUUGAUGUCAUUUGCGGUCAAGGAUUGGAUAGCCGCCUGGCAGCCUCCGGAAGACUAGGACCAGGAAUUUACGGUGCUGAAGUUGCCUCCAAGUCACAUAAAUAUGCAGAAUGUAACAGUCGGAACUACUUUCCAAUGUUUCUGGUAAGAAUGUGUCUUGGUGAUAUCUAUCUGACCGAUACUGAAGAAAAAUAUGUGAGACCACCUUGUAAAAAAUGUAACAAUUCUGUGUGCACUGUUCAUCAAGAAAUUCAUGACAGUGUAGUUGCCAAUGGUGGAGACUUUGUAGACUGCGAGUUUGUGGUUUAUGAUAGACACCAAUCCUACCCUGAAUAUCUCAUUUGGUACAGUCGUUAAAGAAGCAAUGGACGGAAAUUUCUUAUAAGAAAUAAUAUUUUAAAGAAGUUUAGUAUACUAGUGGUCAUCAGAAUAUAAAGUA